UUACCCUACACAUAGCUGCGGCUCAUCUUUCUCUUGUGACUAUUGCCACUUCUACUAAUCUUCCUCGCACAAUUUCUCAAGUGUCCAGACCCGGCCUCUGGCUGGCAGGAGGAGUGUCCUGUGUUAUUAAGAGUCUCCUCUCCGAGCAGGCAAAGCUGGAAGCCUUUCAUUCCGUCUGGCUGCUGCUGACAGACACACAAAUGCCUUCUCUGUACUGUGCGACCAUUGAAACUCUGCUGCUCCUCAGCUCUUUGUCUGGACUGGGGCUUUCGCUUACAAGAACCUAUUAUAUAGGCAUUGUGGAGGAACCCUGGGACUAUGCACCAAGUGGGCAAAAUCUGAUCACCGGAGUCAAUAUAUCUGAUGACGGACAUUCGUCAAUAUUUCUGGAAACCGGCAAAGACAGAAUCGGACGAGUUUAUAAGAAGGCUAUAUACAAACAGUUUACUGAUGACCGGUACAUAGAGGAGGUCACCAAACCUGCCUGGCUGGGAUUCCUUGGCCCUAUUAUCAAGGCAGAAGUUGAAGACACCAUCCUCGUACACCUGAAGAAUUUUGCUUCCCGACCAUAUACACUUCAUCCACAUGGGGUCUUCUAUGAAAAGGAUUCAGAAGGAGCUUUAUAUCCAGAUGGAACCAGCAAAUCUGACAAACGUGAUGAUGCCGUCCCUCCUGGCGGACGUCACACCUACACCUGGAUUGUAAAACAGGAAUAUGCACCGACCCCUGAAGACCCCAACUGUCUUACCUGGAUCUAUCACGCCCAUAUUGAUGCCCCUAGAGAUAUAGCUAGUGGAUUGAUAGGGGCCCUGCUGACUUGUAAGAAAGGCACGUUGGACAGUUCCUUGAACCGGGUAGACGUUGACAGAGACUUUGUACUGAUGUUCUACGUCAUUGAUGAAAAUAUCAGCUGGUACCUGGAGGAGAACAUUCAAACGUAUUGCUCUGAGCCUGACGCGGUAGAUGUGGAGGAUGAAGACUUUCAGGAAAGCAACAAGAUGCACGGUCUCAAUGGCUUCCUUUUCGGGAACCUUCCGGCUAUGGACAUGUGUCUCGGAGAGUCUGUGUCCUGGCAUUUAUUUGGAAUGGGUAAUGAAGUGGAUAUCCACUCUGCAUUCUUCUAUGGUCACACAGUCACCAACCAAGGACACAGAACAGACGUCGUCAACCUGUUCCCCGCGACAUUCGUCACAGUGGAAAUGACACCGUCAACGCCCGGAUCGUGGAUGUUGAGCUGUCAAGUCAAUGACCAUAUUCAAGCUGGAAUGAUGGGGCUGUACAAUGUUGGGACCUGUGGGCGCCAUCCUGCAGCUUUGACACCUGGUUAUGUGAGAAAAUAUUUUAUUGCUGCUGACAAAGUCCUAUGGAAUUACGCACCAAAUAAUUACAACCGAUUUACACAUAAGCCUCUAGAUGAUCCAGACAGCCCGUCUGCUCCUUAUUUUAUGAAGGGCAGUGACAGGAUCGGAGGUUCUUAUUGGAAGGUGCAUUACACAGAAUGUACAGAUGAAUCAUUUAGUAAUAAGAAGUCUCAAUCUAAAGCUGAAAAACAUCUUGGUAUACUAGGUCCAGUCAUCAAAGCUGAAGUGGGUGAUACCAUUGAGAUUGUGUUUUCCAAUAAAGCUGACAGGAACUACAGCAUGAUGCCUCAUGGACUGUCGUUUGGCAAAGACUCAGAGGGUGCACCCUAUGUAGAUGGAGGUGCCGUGAAGUCUGGAGCUCAUGUAGCGCCGGGAGACACGUUCACAUACACCUGGAACGUCCUAGAGAAGGAUGGACCUACAGACAGUGACCCCGAUUGUUUGACAUACCUGUACUACUCCGCAGCUGACCCAGUGAAGGACACAAAUUCUGGACUGGUGGGUCCCCUGCUGGUCUGCAAAAAAGGGUCACUAAGGUCCAACAACACACAGGUCCAGAUAGAAAAUGAGUUCUUCUUACUAUUUACCGUCUUUGAUGAAAAUUUAAGCUGGUAUCUGGAGGAAAAUAUUGAAGCAGCUUCUCUGGAUUUAUCUGUGGUCGAUGUAGAAGACGCCGAUUUUCAGGAAUCCAACAAAAUGUUUGCUAUCAAUGGCUAUGUAUUUGGGGACUUACCUGGUCUUGAAAUGUGUCGGGGAGACAACGUAUCGUGGCAUCUUCUAGGUCUGGGCACAGAGGUUGACAUACAUGGGAUUUACUUUCAAGGGAAUACUCUUAACCUUGGCGGAAUGACCAGGGACACUGUAAAUCUCUUCCCUCACACAACAGUCACUGCGUACAUGCAGCCAGAUCAGGCAGGAAUAUUUGAAGUUGGCUGUCACACAAUAAAUCACUAUAUGGGGGGAAUGAAACACACGUAUACAGUCCAGGCCUGUGACCAGUCGAUGGCUGAUGAUCACCAUUAUGGCGCUAUGAGGACUUACUUUAUUGCUGCGGAGGAAGUGGAGUGGGAUUACUCCCCUGAUAGAUCAUGGGAACUUGAAAAGCACAACAUCACAGAACAUGAACAUGAGAGCCCAGGCCACAUAUUUGUUAGUUCUGGUGAAGACCGCAUAGGAUCUACAUACAAGAAGGUGGUUUACAGGGAAUACACAGAUGGACACUUCACAGAACUGAAGAAAAGAUCUGCAGAGGAGGAACAUCUGGAAAUCCUGGGCCCAUUCAUAAGAGCAGAGGUUGGGGACAGCAUACUUAUCGUAUUUAAGAAUAAAGCCUCGCGGCCGUACUCCAUCUACGCGCAUGGUGUUCAGGUGGUUAAUCUUUAUGGUGGCAAUGAGAUCCAAGGUACACGACCAGGGGGAACAAGCACUUACCAAUGGAAUGUUCCGGAAAGAUCAGGACCAGGGAGUAAUGAUCCAGAUUGCUUAACCUGGGGCUACUAUUCUAAAGAAGACUUUGUAAAGGAUAUGUACAGUGGCCUUGUUGGACCACUACUGACUUGUCGGAAAGGUGUACUGGACAACAAAGGCGUGAGGAAGGAUGUGGCCCGGGAAUUUGCUUUGCUUUUCUUUGUAUUUGAUGAAAACCUCUCAUGGUAUUUGGAUGACAACAUUAGGAGUUAUGCUCACAAAGACCCUGCUGCUAUCAAUAUGACGGAGGAAUUUGAAGAAAGUAACAAAAUCCAUGCUAUAAAUGGAAAAAUCUAUGGAAACCUCCAUGGCCUGACCAUGACCGAAGGUGAAAAGACCAACUGGUAUCUUCUAGGAAUGGGGAAUGAAGUUGACAUGCAUACAGUCCACUUCCAUGCUCAGAGCUUCCUCUAUAAGAGGGAUAAGACCCACCGGGCCGAUGUGUUUGACCUUUUUCCUGGGACGUUUCAGACGAUAGAACUGGUUGCUGGUAACCCCGGGACCUGGUUGCUGCACUGUCAUGUCUCAGAUCACAUUCAUGCUGGGAUGGAAACAACCUUUACUGUUAAAAAGCAAUCAGAUCGAGGAGAAGACCCUGUUCUACUAGAUUCUGGAGGGCAAAAUGGAGUGACAUUUCUGGGAAGAGUCCUUACGGUCGGCCAGGCACAUGCUGCCCUGCUCUCUCUGUUGGGAAUUGGCGUGGUUCUGCUAGUAGUUCUGGUGGUGGUGCUGUCCAUUCUAAGCUCUCAAAAGAACAAAAUGCACUAUAGCACAAUAAACAAUGGUUCCAUCCCAAUGAACAUGAUAUGAGAAGGCCCCUUUGGGCAUGGCAACUCUGGUACCUCAAGCAGUGCCUUGGGAUAGUGUGUGCAUUUGCACUUUAUUGUUUUUUGUUUACAAGCACAAUAUCUUUUACACUGGAGAUGUUUGGAUCCAUUGGGCGUUGGCAAGGAUGAAAAGGAUGGAUUACCAAAGGAGAAGGCCAGAAGGUCUCCAUGAGAUGACACGAAGACAAGUAGAAGAGGAAACAUUUUUUUGCCUAUAUUAUCAUUAGUAUCUGAACUAUAUUGUUUUAAGAGAUUGCUUAUGGAGGAGUCAUUUUGACAUCCUGAUUUUAAAAGUGUCUGAAUAUAACUGCACUGUAUAAAAGGGACGUUAGAAAACAUGACAAA
Molecule: messenger RNA, 4000 nt
Organism: Hyla sarda
Lineage: Eukaryota; Metazoa; Chordata; Amphibia; Anura; Hylidae
Gene: HEPHL1
Product: hephaestin like 1
Exons: 20
Coding region: 201-3638 (1145 amino acids)
Biological process (GO): iron ion transport
Cellular component (GO): plasma membrane
Molecular function (GO): copper ion binding; ferroxidase activity
Source: RefSeq, a predicted model, not a curated record